CAGUAUAUUAAUCUGUUAUAAACCUGAAAUAUCGUAACAGAUAAGAAAACCCUUGUUGAGUUUGAAAUCAGAUUGAAGUAAAGUUUUUCUACUGUGUAAUGCGAGAAGUUGAACCAACUUCCAUUAGGAUUGAUCCCUGUAGACGGUUCCGCAGCUAUGUGUCAGACUUCAGGACGGUUCCGCAGCUAUGUGUCAGACUUCAGGACGGUUCCGCAGCUGUGGGAUUGUACGGAAGUACAUGUAUCAAGGGUUACAUAACAACCUUUCACUUAUAAACUUAGGAAAAUGAUGUAGUCUAGCAAAUUGGAUUUCGUUCGUUCUGCCAGGACGUUGUGCGCACAGGCUAGCAUGCCACUGAUCAUCCCAGUGCUUGUAUUUCUGGGGAAUUAUUGGUGAUCCACCAUUUCACAGAUUACCAGCGUAAUUUGGAGCAAUUGCUGCGAAGACGUAGUCCAUGAAGAGAUUACAGGUUCCCCGGCAACAGGCGGAUACUGAAGCAGUGUACAGUUGAUUGGGCUGGCUGUCAUUGACGGAUGAGGCGGAAUCUGGGGCGAUGGCUGGGGUGGCAAUCAACCUCCAAACUGGUCCGUGUGUAUAUUAUGGCAGAAAGCACUGAGAUAGAGAUGGUCUGUCUACGAUCCAAUCUUCUAGCAGAUAGAUGGAAAAGUCACUUUGAAAGAUAUGAUGAGCAGAGGAAAGGUGAAAUCAAGAUGGCUGACUUCCUGCGGAUUUUGGAGGAGCCGGAGUUCCAGGAAGAAGUGGAUCCGCACAAAAUGGAGAUCUUCAGGUUGAAGACCACAGAAAACAUGAUGAGCACUAUCUCUUACCAGGAAUUUAUCAACAUUAUGAGUGGCAAGCGGAACCAGAGCUUCAAGCAGGCAGUGGAGCAGCGUGAGACUGAGGGGUGGCGAGAUGACUAUGUCCGCACCACGACCACUGGCAGGCGACAGACAGUCUUCCAGAGGAUGGUGAGGUGGGUGGCUAAGCAGUACCUGACCGAUGAUGCAGAGAGGCAGUAUUACGCUGAUCGCUAUACCUGCUGGCCCCCACCUCUCUUCAUCCCACUCAUCUCUGUCUUAGAGAUUGGUUGCUUUGUGUACUACUGCCUGGAAAAUGGAGACCUGACAGCUAAUGGGCCGGUGCCCGUGGAAAGCUUGUUCAUUUAUCGUCCAGAUCGUCGUAUUGAAGUGUGGAGAUUCCUCUUCUAUAUCUUCAUACAUGCUGGAUGGGUCCACUUGUUCUUCAAUCUGCUGGUUCAGAUUUUGGUGGGAUUACCUUUAGAGAUGAUCCAUGGGUCUGUCAGAGUGGGUACCAUCUACCUGGCAGGAGUGUUAGCAGGCUCUCUCGGCACAUCAGUGUUUGACAUGGAGGCAUUACUGGUGGGGGCAUCUGGGGGUGUCUACGCUCUUUUGGCAGCCCACCUGGCAAAUAUACUGCUAAAUUUUGCAGAAAUGGAGCUGGGUGUUAUAAAAUUGGCAGGUGUUUUCAUAGUUGCCAGUGCAGACGUUGGGUUUGCUAUCUGGGACCGCUACUCCAGCGAGGAUGACACCCCGCCCAUUGGCUACACUGCUCACCUCAUGGGCGCACUAGCCGGCCUUACUAUAGGAUUGGUUGUGUUAAAAAAUUUCGAACAAAGGCUCCAUGAACAGUAUAUGUGGUGGAUUGCCUUGGCUCUUUAUAUGGGCUGCACUGGAUUUGCAAUAUUCUGGAAUAUUUUUUACUACUGAUGGUGGCCUAGUACUUAGUGUUUGAUUUCAUGUCUGGCUUGGCCCAGUGCUAGGAGGAGCAUUUGGAAGCAGGGCUCACAGUGACUCAGAGAAGAUUGGGGAUACACAACACCAUUCCCCUCUGUCACAAAAUGGACAGUGAAAACAGAAGAAGAGAAAGACUGAACAAACACAAAUGAAGGCACAAGCAGUGUGGAGUGACAUGACUGCAGUCACUCUUGUGGAUUCACCAAUGGUUCCAGCUCCAAGGUCAGGCAUUUCACAGCAAGCAGUACCUGUUUAGAACAGACAUUUAGCAGAGUGGAUACCUGUUUGGUAGUGACAGGACAGGUGGAGUAUAUCACUGAACAAGACAUUAUACAGAUGAAAUACCAGCUUUGGUAGGACUAUUCAACAGGAAGAUCACCAUAACAGUUAAGGCGAUUGUCUUUACAUCUAAGACUGGUUUGUGUGGAACUGUCUUUUUUUUUCUUUUACACAAUCUCUGGAUUUGAGAGACCUUGAAUGUGGCGCCAGGAAAUCGUAUGAUAACUGCUAGAUUGGUGAGAGUGACAAAGCAUUGUGGGAUACCAACUGGUAUCUUUGACUAGGCUGCAUAAAUGUGAAACAGUCAGCUGUUUGCACAUAUUUCUGUCCCAAACUUUGUAUUUGGAUAGUUUCAGCAUUCUAAUAUUGGUAUGUGAUGAGAAUACUGCUGAUUCAAUACUACAAUGUGAUUGCCCAUGCACAUUCUUUGUUGUGGGCAUUUUCUUUCACAUGUAGUUCAGGACAGAUGAAACAGAUUUUCCUGAUGAGGUUGUCAGUUUUUUUCUGACCAGAGGCAGUCAGCAAUCCCAAGACCAGAGGUGGUUAGUGUUUCCUGGAACAGAGAUCUCCACCAUUUCCAGGACCCGAGGUGGUCAGCAUUUCCUGAAACUGAGAUCACCAUUUCCAGGAUCAGAGGUGGUUAGUGUUUCCUGGAACAGAGAUCUCCACCAUUCCAGGACCCGGGGUGAUCAGCAUUUCCUGAAACUGAGAUCACCAUUUCCAGGACCAGAGGUGGUUAGUGUUUCCUGGAACAGAGAUCUCCACCAUUUCCGAAACACAGAGAUGGUCUACCUUUCCAGGAACAGAGAUGGCCUCCCUUUCCAGGAACAGAGAUGGUCUCCUUUUCCAGGAACUGAGAUGGUCUCCCUUUCCAGGAACAGAUAGGGUCUACCAUGCCAGGAACAGAGAUGGUCUCCUUUUCCAGGACUAGUUCCGGGACAUGUCCAGUUUUUAUUGCCAAGUUUACAUGUAGUAUAUUGUUUGCCAGUCUUUGGACAAUUUUUUAAAUGCAUUUGUACAGGAGAGAAUUGCCUCGCGUUUACCCUGUGUAAGGUGCUGAGGGCUGUUUGUAAACAUAAUGAUCUAUUCAGUGGAUGCUUCAUGAUCAUACUAAUGUAUUACCAUCAGUCCAUUUUUGUAAGGAGUUGGAAGAACAUUGAUCGUUCAAACAAGUUUACUUAAUUCCUCCUUUCUCAAAGUCGUUACAUAGUUAUUUCUAUCUGUUGUACAUCAAUCACAGUCUCUUCAAUUUGUAAAUUUUUAACAUGUUUUUAUUGUUGAAUGGAAUUAUUACACAUGGCUAUUAAAUCCACUAUAUUGAUGGUACAAGUUAGUUUCUUUGUGAGUGACUUGGUUUAGCUUUUGCAACAACUGUCAGGGGCAGUUACACAUAGGAUGGCUUACUUUAAGCUGAAGCUGUGAGCACUCUUUUGACCAUCAGGUGGUGUGAAACAGUGGAGUUCUUGACAGUGAAGUCUAUAAAGUUGAAAACACAGCAGCUAUGAUAUGGAUCUGUGUAGUGUGAGUGCCUAUAGGUCUCUUGAUAGGCUGUAUAGACCUAAUUCUUCUCAUUUUUGGGACAUCUGAUCUGCCCUUUUUGGGCAAUAGACAUUUUAUCAGGAAUUCUUUUUGUCGCAUGGUUUGUUCAUCUAAUGAACAACAUAUUCCUACCUUUAAUUUCAGCACUACUAAUAUCUGUCUUCAAACUGGAGGCAUUAGGGUAGUCUGAUCACAAGUGAUCUCAGGUGGACUGCUGUGGCCGGUGCAGACUGCAUGUACUUGUAGCUAACAGAAACAAAGACAGUAGUUCACAUACACCUUGUCACCAGGACAUUUCAGCCCACUCUAAACCAGAUCUAUCCACGCUACAACCAUCUAGAUCCAUUUGCUAUAGACUUGACCUAUGGUA
Liolophura sinensis is the source of this 3942-nucleotide messenger RNA. Its product is annotated as rhomboid-related protein 2-like. Lineage: Eukaryota; Metazoa; Mollusca; Polyplacophora; Chitonida; Chitonidae. Gene Ontology annotation, molecular function: serine-type endopeptidase activity. The transcript has 10 exons. Gene Ontology annotation, cellular component: membrane. Bases 534 to 1727 code for a protein of 397 amino acids. The record is from RefSeq and is a predicted model, not a curated record.